AUGGAUCGUACUGCUUACCCUGAGCCUCCGCGGCUGCUGCGCUCGCAGGACCCUUCGUCGCUGCCCGACUACCUCCGCGAGCUCAAGAACUCCAAGCUUGUCACGCUCUCGUACAUCCCAGCUAGCAAAAAAAAAGCCAGAAAGCAUAUCGAAUCCGGGGUCUCUCAUGACAUCCCCAUCAGCAUACUGUCAAAAAAAACCGGCCCUGCGACCGCGCAGACCUUCGAGUGCGUCCUUUGGCAAUCUGACACAGAAACAGGACUUCAGCAGCCUGUUCCCCAAUCUCGUCCCGGAACUCACGAGCAUCGCGCAAAUCGGCCCCGACUGGGCCUUCCACUCCACCAGGAUCGCAGUGGUGCUCCAGAAUUACGCUUUUUUCUACAACUAUCUCCGCCAAAAAAGGAAGGAGUUGAGAAAUAUGCACAGAAAUAG
This is a messenger RNA of Ogataea haglerorum, 432 nucleotides long. RefSeq lists its product as uncharacterized. NCBI's taxonomy places the organism in Eukaryota, Fungi, Ascomycota, Pichiomycetes, Pichiales, Pichiaceae. The transcript has 2 exons. The record is from RefSeq and is a predicted model, not a curated record. Bases 1 to 432 code for a protein of 143 amino acids.